GUCCUCAUCAGCUGAGCCGUGACAGUUCGCCUGAAUGCUGACACACAGGCGUGAGACUCACCGCUGUCUUUCUACACACAAACAGUGAAGAAAAUCAACCCUGUGACAGUGGUUUGGUGUGGAUUUGUAGACGAAAACAGUGCAGUUUCAUCUGACAUUUGUUGUUAAGGAUCACCAGUGAAGAUGCCUCUGAUACCGGUUGUGCCAGAGAACCACAGUCAUGUCCUGGCAGAGUUUGACUGCCUCGAUCCGCUUCUGUCUGCUCUCCGUCUGGACUCCGGCAGACUAAAGUGUACCUGUUUGGCAGUGUCAAGGAAGUGGCGCUUAGGAACAUCAGCAGGAGGGUUGCACCUGAUCCAGAAGGAGGGCUGGAAGCAGAGGCUCAUCCUCACCCACAAGGAGGGAUCUAUUACCCAGGUGGCGUGUUGCCCUCAUGACGAAGACUUUAUCGCGGUUGCAACAAGUCAGGGUCUGGUGGUGGUGUGGGAGCUGCAGCUGGAGCGGCGGGGUCGUCCGGAGAGAGUGAGUGUCUCCUGGGAGCACAGAGGCCAGACCAUCACGGCACUCUGCUGGGACUCAAGCACACUCAGAGUUUUCGCCGGGGACAUGGGAGGCAAGGUGUCCUUUCUACGUGCGGGAUCCUCCAAGCUGGGCAAGGGGUCGGCAUUCGUUAUGUUCCCUGUUCAGACCGUCACCACUGUAGACUCCAGAGUGGUUCAGCUCGGCUACCAAGACGGCCGCCUGCUGGUGUCUUCCUUGAGCCGCUGCUACCUCUGCGACACAGAGAGGGAGAAGUUUUGGCGUGUUGGAUAUAAGGAGCGUGACGGAGAGUAUGGAGCGUGCUUUUACCCUCAGAACAGGGGGUUAUUGGUCGGUCAGCCUCCCCUGCUGUACUCCGCCCGGCCGGGGUCUCGAAUAUGGGAGGCCAGCUUCAACGGGGAGGUUCUGAGCACCCAUCAGUUCAAACAGCCCCUGGCCUGUCCUCCUCUUCCUCUCGUCACUUACAGAGAUGAGCCACAUUACAACCCAGCACAGAAGAGCCCGCAGUCAAUCGCCUUCCCUAAGCUGCUUUACUUUGGAGACCAGAACCUGCUGACCUGGACUGAAUCUGCAAUUUAUAUCUUCACACCUCAGAACGGACAAGUGCUUCUGUGGACUGAAGUCAAAGACCUGGUUGACGUUGCAGUCUACCGCAACGAGCUCUUCUGUCUCCAUGGCAGCGGGCGUCUGUCCCACCUCUCGCUGCUGUCUGCAGAGCGCUGUGUGGAGCGUCUGCUGCGCAGGGAGUCCUGGCCUCUGGCGGCUGUGGUCUGCUGUAUGUUCCAGCACACAAUCUCCACCAGCAGGGCCAGGAAAUCAAUUCCCAUCGACCGUCUUGAACACCUCAGGUCUCAGCUCAGCCCCGGCACACACCCGGAGCUGUGUGUACAGCUGGAGGAAGUCAUCUCUAAACUGGAGCCUCUGGACUCGGCCUCCAGCAGCCGCAGGAGCAGCAUCUCCUCACACGAGAGCUUCAACGUCCUGGACUGUGGGAUCUAUCGUGUGAUCAGCCGCAGAGGAAGCCAGUCAGACGAGGAGACGAGCUCCCUCAUCAACCAGUCCAUGUCCGAGGAGGAGCGACUCAAAGAGUUCAGUUUUGUGCAGGAAGAGGAUCAGGUUGAUCAUGAUCCACAGAGCGGUGAGCGAGUGGAGGCCGAGCGAUCAGAUUCAGGCCUGCAGUUCCACCUCCCCCUCUCAUUUCGCCCCAAACCCCCCCGCAUCGCACUGCAGGCUGUCAAAGACAGUGUUUCUAGUUUUGUUAAGAAAACAACGGAGAAGAUCAACACCCUCCAGAUGAACUCGGAGCUCUGGCAGCGGACUGAAUUCAAAGAGGGUGGACAGGCAGAAAUCUCAGCCACCGCUUCGUACUUAGAAGAAAUGGACAAUGAAGUUGAUGAUGAAAUGCCGAACAUGGAGGCCGACAUGCAGGACCUCCGAUCAGCGACGGAGCGAGCUAUCUCCCAGAUUCAAGAUCCUUUGGUGCUGCUGGACCCAGUCUGCCUGGGAGAAACUCUGCUGGAGUGGCUGGUGGUGCUGGAACGAAUCCUCGGACCUGCAGAGGACGGGUCAGCUGCUGCCAGUGAUUCAAUCACAGACGGUCUAGGAGAAGAGCGUUGGGAUUAUCUGAACACCUGCUCCGAGCAACCAGAGGAGUCUUCGUUGUCGUCAUGUGAACCAGGAGAGAGCAUCAUAGAGGAGAAGACAGCGGAGUCUCCUGAGCUCGGAGAAAAAGAGGACCAGUGUGACUUCUCUGAGAAAGAGCAUGAGGUGUCAAAUGAGACUCGUCCAGAUCCAGUUCGAGUGGCGUCUCCCAAACCUGUACCGACGGAUCUCCUGGCUGAUCUCAGCCAGCUGGCAACGCUCUACACAGAGCUGAGCUGCUUCAGGAAGCAGGAGAAUGAACAAGCAUUGGGAUGCGUAGCUUUCCUGCGCCGCUACUUCUUUCUGCUGGACCAGGAGCGUGUGAGGAGGAUGUGUCUGCUGUGUCAUCAGCAGCAGCCCGAGGCACAGAGCUCCUUCACUCAGGCCAUUCUAGAUCUCACUCGGCACAGUAAGGUGGUGGAGGUGAUUCAGAGAGGAGAUCUGCUGAGAUCCCUGCGCAGUCUGAGAGAGCUGCAGCCCUGGAGUGCACCCCCUCUCCUCGCUCACUUACACAGACUGUAUGAGAAGCACGGGGAGGCGGCUGUACGCUCCUUUACGCAAUUUUAUCCCACGAUAACUCCUGCGGAUGUGAUGACCAUGGCUCAGCAAAGCCACUUCCUGGCAUACCUGGAUAAUCUGGUCCAAUCUCGAACUGAAGAGGACAGGUUGUCAUUUCUGCAGUCCCUUCUUGAACCAGAAUCACUGAGACAGGAUUGGCUAGAGCUGGCACUUACCCACGAUGCACCUCAACGCUGUGACACGCUGACCCCCGAUGGACAGCCCAGGUGGCACUCUCACUGUUUCAGCUGGGGUUACGGACGCCUCCUGUCUCUCCUGAUCCGUCUUCCUGCUGACCUGUCCUCCAAGCAGAAGAUGGCGGAGACGUGCCGCAGUCACGGUUACUGGACGGGCUACAUCUCCCUCUGCUGUGAGCUGCAGCGCCGCACAGAGGCGUUCUCCACCAUCUGUCAACUGGAUGACAUCAGUCUGCUGCAGGAAGCUGAUGGAGUUGAGCCUCGGACCUUGGAGGAGUGGAAGCUCUUGAUCCAGUUGUCUCAGCGCUGCAGCGGGGACUCAGACUCAGAGCAGGUGACGGGUGUGAAUGGGAGCAGCUUGUCCAACGGCACGGACGAUUGUGGUGGAAAGAUGAGCCCGGAGAACUUGACCCUGAUGCUGGCUCGCAGCGCCGGGCCUGAUCGCGCCAUGGCCGUCCUGGAGGAGUGUGGGGUGCAGCUCGACCUUUCACCGCAUUCCAAACUGGUCUGUGAGCUGCUGAGAGUCACUGAGAAGAGGCAGAGAGCGAUGAUCCAGACGAUGCUCGAGCGCUGUGAUCGGUUCCUGUGGUCUCAGCACGCCUAACUGAAGACCAGCUGCAGCUUCUCUACGCUAAGCAACAUGACUAACACUGAACACUGAAAUGUACCCAAUACCUGCUGUGAACUCAAUGUAUGCGCUGUAAUUAAUGGCAAAACUUUCAAGUGUAAUGAAGGUACGUAUCAUCCCAGUGAGAGAGGUAUUAUUACUUUAGCUUUGCACUGAUCUUUACGGUUAUUUUAUGAUUUAUAUAAUUAUUUUUGCAUGUUCAGGUUAUCAAAACUCUUCAUAUAUAAAAAUGAACUAACCAGGUAAUGCCUUGUGAAUAAAAAGAUAUUUUUUUGUGUUUUAAGAAUAAAAUAUGUGUCAUUAUAAUGAAAGUCAAAGCUGUUUCCCCAUAAAGAGCAGAACACAAACACAAUAUAACAGCAGAAGUCUUAAUAAAUGUGUGCUUUUGUUUAUUUUCUGCAAACAGCAAUACAAAUAAAAAGCAAUAAUAAUUUAUUUAAA
Molecule: messenger RNA, 4005 nt
Organism: Eleginops maclovinus (Patagonian blennie)
Lineage: Eukaryota; Metazoa; Chordata; Actinopteri; Perciformes; Eleginopidae
Gene: hps5
Product: HPS5 biogenesis of lysosomal organelles complex 2 subunit 2
Biological process (GO): developmental pigmentation
Cellular component (GO): cytoplasm
Molecular function (GO): protein binding
Source: RefSeq, a predicted model, not a curated record